AUGACCCCCAGGUCGGGGGUACCUCUGACCCCUGCUGCUCCACAGGUAGCGGUACCUCUGACCCCCGCUGCUCAACAGGUAGCGGUACCUCUGACCCCCGCUGCUCCACAGGUAGGGGUACCUCUGACCCCUGCUGCUCCACAGGUAGGGGUACCUCUGACCCCCGCUGCUCCACAAGUCGGGGUACCUCUGACCCCCGCUGCUCCACAGGUCGGGGUACCUCUGACCCCCGCUGCUCCACAGGUCGGGGGUACCUCUGACCCCCGCUGCUCCACAGGUCGGGGUACCUCUGACCCCCGCUGCUCCACAGGUCGGGGUACCUCUGACCCCCGCUGCUCCACAGGUAGGGGUACCUCUGACCCCCGCUGCUCCACAGGUCGGGGUACCUCUAACCCCCGCUGCUCCACAGCUUGUGACCAGCUCUCCCUGGGAGUGGCAGCCAUCUUUGGCCCCUCCCACAGCUCGUCGGCCAACGCAGUCCAGUCCAUUUGUAAUGCCCUGGGGGUGCCCCACAUCCAGACCAAGUGGAAGCACCAGGUAUCAGACAACAGGGACUCUUACUACAUCAGCCUCUACCCAGACUUCCAGUCCCUCAGCCGGGCCAUCCUGGACCUGGUGCACUUCUUCAAAUGGAGGACGGUCACUGUGGUCUAUGAUGACAGCACAGGUCUUAUUCGGUUGCAGGAGCUGAUCAAGGCGCCAUCCCGAUACAACAUUCGUUUGAAGAUCCGACAGUUGCCGGCGGAGACCAAGGAUGCCAAGCCACUUCUGAAAGAGAUGAAGAAAGCAAAGGAGUUCCACGUGAUCUUUGACUGCGGCCAUGAAAUGGCUGCCUGGAUCCUGAAACAGGCUCUAGCCAUGGGAAUGAUGACCGAGUACUACCACUACAUCUUCACCACCCUGGACCUUUUCGCCCUGGAUAUGGAGCCGUAUCGGUACAGCGGAGUCAACAUGACGGGUUUCCGGAUCCUAAACACGGAAAACUCUCAGGUGUCGUCGAUCAUCGAGAAAUGGUCCAUGGAACGCCUACAAGCCCCGCCCAAACCGGACUCGGGCCUACUGGAAGGAUUCAUGACGACGGACGCAGCGCUGAUGUUCGACGCGGUGCACGUUGUGGCCGUGGCGGUGCAGCAGUCGCAGCAGAUCACCGUCAGCUCGCUGCAGUGCAACCGCCACAAACCCUGGCGCUUCGGUGCGCGCUUCAUCAGCCUCAUCAAAGAGGCCCAUUGGGAUGGCUUGACUGGACGCAUCCUCUUCAACAGAACCAACGGACUGAGGACAGACUUCGACCUGGACGUGAUCAGUCUUAAGGAGGACGGACUGGAAAAGAAAGAACAGAGACAGCAAUCACAGACACACGCAGAUAUGGCGUUAUGCAACACUCUCCUGUCUGAAGAGAACUUCCUGUGCUCUAUCUGUCUGGACGUGUUCACUGAGCCAGUGACCAUUUCAUGUGGACACAACUUCUGCAUGGCCUGCAUCAGAAAGUACUGGGACAGUGAUGACCUGUGCCAAUGUCCAAUCUGUAGAAAGAAAUUCGACAGGAGACCUGAUAUUUGCAUCAAUGCUUUCAUUUCUGAGAUGGCUGCUCAGUUCAGGAAGUCAGUUCAACUGAGAGCUAGCCGCAGCCCAGACCAAAACUUUGCCGAGCUUGGGAGAGUGGCCUGUGACGUGUGCACUGGGACGAAGCUGAAGGCUCUGAAGUCAUGCCUGGUCUGUCUGACUUCAUACUGUGAGACUCACCUGCAGAUAGCCCCAGCCCUGAAGAGACAUGAGCUGAUUGACCCAGUAAAGAGGCUGGAAGACAGGAUGUGUAAGGAGCAUAACAAACCUCUGGACCUGUUCUGUAGGACUGAUCAGAUGUGUGUUUGUGUCCAGUGCAAGAAAACAGACCACAAGACUCACUACACUGUCCCUCUAGAGGAAGAGUAUGGAAAAAAGAAGGCUCAGCUGGGGCAGACAGAGGCAGAAGUGCAGCAGAUGAUCCACGAGCGACUGCAGAAGGUUCAGGAAAUGAAACACUCAGUAGAGAUCAGCAAGAGAGAAGCAAAGAGAGAGAUAGCAGACAGCGUGCAGGUCUUCACUGCUCUGGUGCGCUCCAUUGAGAGAAGCCAGGUUGAGCUCAUUGAGGUAGUUGAGGAGAAGCAGAAAGCAACCGAGAGGCGGGCUGAAGGACUCAUUAUAGAUCUGGAGCAGGAAAUCACUGAUCUACGUAGGAGACGCAGUGAGCUGAAGCAGCUGUCACACACUGAGGACCACCUCCACCUCCUUCAGAGCUCCCCAUCCCUCUGCAGCCUUCCACCUAACAAGGACUGGUCUGAGAUCAGUGUUCACCACAGUCUGAGUGUGGAGACAGUGAGGAGAGCUAUGUCUCAGCUGCAUGAGACAAUCAGGAGUGAAGUGAAGAAGUUGUGUGAUGCUGAGCUGAAGUGGAUGCAGCAGUGGUCAGUGGAUGUCACUCUGGACCCUGAUACAGCCCACCCCUCUCUCAUCCUCUCUGAGGACAGGAAACAAGUCAGAUAUGGAAUUAGAGAACAGAAUCUCCCUGACAACCCAAAGAGGUUUUCAAAGGGUGCCAGUGUCCUGGGAAAAGAUGGCUUCUCUGGGAGAUUAUACUAUGAGGUGCAAGUCAAGGAGAAGACUAAAUGGGAUUUAGGAGUGGCCAAAGAGUCCAUCAACAGGAAGAAUGACAUUUUCCUGGGUCCUGAGAAUGGCUACUGGACCAUAUGGCUGAGGAACGCAAAUGAAUAUGCAGCUAAUGAUGACCCAGCUGUCAACUUCCUCCUGAGAGAGAAGCCCCAGAAGGUGGGGGUGUUUGUGGAUUAUGAGGAGGGUCAGGUGGAGCCCUACGUGAUGUUCAAGAAGUCAGACAAGCCGCUGUACGGCAACGACCGCUUCGAAGGCUACUGCAUCGACCUUCUCCGCGAGCUCUCAGCGAUCCUGGGCUUCCGCUAUGAGGUGCGCCUGGUGGAGGACGGGAAGUACGGGGCGCUGGAGGAGAGCACGGGCCAGUGGAACGGCAUGGUCAGGGAGCUCAUGGACCAUAAAGCAGACCUAGCGGUGGCUCCGUUGGCCAUCACCUACGUGAGGGAGAAGGUCAUCGACUUCUCCAAGCCCUUCAUGACCCUGGGGAUAAGUAUCCUCUACCGCAAGCCCAACGGAACCAACCCGGGCGUCUUCUCCUUCCUCAACCCCCUCUCACCCGAUAUCUGGAUGUAUAUUCUGCUGGCUUACUUGGGUGUCAGUUGUGUGCUGUUUGUCAUAGCCAGGUUCAGCCCGUACGAGUGGUACAACCCGCAUCCGUGCAACCCAGACUCGGACGUGGUGGAAAACAAUUUUACACUGCUCAAUAGUUUCUGGUUCGGCGUCGGGGCUCUCAUGCAGCAAGGCUCAGAGCUCAUGCCCAAGGCCCUGUCCACCAGGAUUGUCGGAGGCAUCUGGUGGUUCUUCACCCUGAUCAUCAUCUCCUCCUACACGGCCAACCUGGCUGCCUUCCUCACCGUGGAGCGCAUGGAGUCGCCCAUCGACUCAGCCGACGACCUGGCCAAACAGACCAAGAUCCUGUACGGAGUGGUGGAGGACGGAUCAACCAUGACCUUCUUUAAGAAGACUAAGAUCUCCACCUACGAUAAGAUGUGGGAGUUCAUGAACAGCCGGCGAUCGUCAGUGAUGGUGAAAGACAUAGACGCAGGAAUCCAGCGCGUGCUCACCUCAGACUACGCCUUCCUCAUGGAGUCCACCACCAUCGAGUUCGUCACCCAGCGCAACUGCAACCUCACCCAGAUAGGAGGCCUCAUGGACUCCAAGGCCUACGGAGUGGGGACACCCAUGGGCUCUCCGUACCGGGACAAGAUCACCAUAGCAAUCCUGCAGCUGCAAGAAGAAGGGAAGUUGCACAUGAUGAAGGAGAAGUGGUGGAGGGGGAACGGUUGUCCGGAGGAUGAGAAAAAUAAGGAGGCUAGCGCUCUGGGGGUGCAGAACAUCGGGGGUAUCUUCAUCGUGCUGGCUGCAGGGCUGGUGCUGUCUGUGUUUGUGGCCGUCGGAGAGGUCCUGUACAAGUCCAAACAGAACGCUGAACUGGAGAAGCGCUCCUUCUGUAGUGUCAUGGUGGAUGAGUUGCGUGGCUCCCUGAAGUGCCAGCGGCGCCUCAAACAGAAGCCCCAGCCGCCGGUCAUUGUCAAGACCGAGGAGGUCAUCAACAUGCACACGUUGAACGACAGGAGACUGCCGGGCAAGGAGACCAUGGCGUGAUGGGGGUCAAAAGGUCAAGAGAAGGUCAAAAACACCCGUCAAGGUCAAAUACACAGCCAGAGGAUCUGGAGGGGUUGAAUGAAUGUUUACGCAAUGUUAACGUAACCCGAAACUAUAUUGCAUUUGCCCCCAGCUUUGGUAGUAUGGUAGAGAUGUUUCCUGUGGAAAUGUAGACUGUCACCUCACUGUGACCGACGCUUUGUGAAAGAGACUUUUUGGAGGAUUGUGGGGACAAGUUAAAGGAUUGUGAGAUGGAUCUCAAUGGGGAUUGAAAGGGAAGAACUCAAAAUGCAGGUCUGUUGAGACUGUAUUCACAGUCAGUGACUUGACACACACACACAGAAACACACCUGUUCAGAGCAUCACACUACACUUUGAGACCAUAACAUCCCAAGAAAUGAGUUGUUGUUUUUCUGUUGAUGUCAUUAACAAUAUUGUCAAAUCUGUGUGUGUGUGUGUGUGUGUGUCCAGUCGAUCAAAAUGGAUCUCACUACAGGUGAUUAUGAUACGGAAUGUUACAAAGUGCCAAAUGUUGAAUAAGAACUGUAUAAAGAAAAUAGAAAGGAUAGCCAGUUUCUAAAAUAUGUAUUUAUUUCAUUUUAAAUCAUUGAUGUUGAUUGAUCUCCCUAAUACUCAUUGUUUAUCUUCUGUAAUGCCUUUAUUGUGACAAAGUUCAGCCAUCAUAAAGAACUGAUAUAUUACUUUCAAUGCCUCCACCAACAUGCUGUACAGUGUCAAAAAUAACAUUACAGUCUGCCAUUUGGAGUCAAUAUCCACUGUUUAAAGGCAGGAUUUCUACAAACAAAAAAAGGUUCUUUUUGUAUGCAGACAAAGUUUUGUAGUACUUUCUAUCAGAGUAGCAUUCUCUGUGGACUUCACAUAGUGUAUGUAGCAGGUGCCAACUUGGGUGCCAACUUGGGUGCCAACUUGGGGUGUCAACUCCUAAUUCUGACUACUGCUGAUUCAGGGCCCUCCCCCGGUCUGGGGCCUCCUCACUGUGCCGUGUAGGGCCCUUCUCUCCUCCUCUGGGAGGGCCACACUGUCUGCUCUAUGGGGCCGUUCUACAGCUGCCUCCCCAUCUCCCUACUAAACCUAGCUUACAUAGCUACACAGUGGUUGUCUCAAUAAUUGGAACUCCUUUUCUCUAUGACCACUGAUCUGGUAGGACUUGACAGGUGGAAGCAAUAUGGUAAAAACCUAUCCAGUCUUUUAUUCUAUCAAUGGUCAUGAAGGAUGGAGGGUGUGCUAGUUCAGAGUAGGAUGAAGUUGCCCCUAGAUGCUGAUAGUGGGUCACUUUUGCAUUUUCCCACUAAUGGUUAAAGAGCGGCUGAACUCACCGAUUCCAUAUGUUUCUCUGCUGCUAAUUAAGAAAAAUGAGAUUUGAGUCUUGGGGUUGUUGUUCAAUGUGGGUGUGUUAUGUUCACUUUAUCGUACCCUUGCAGUUACUGUUGUUUGUCCCUCUUGAGUCACGGUAGCAACAGUAUAGCCACUAGCACUUCCUCAAAAUAGUCAGAAUUCAUCUAAGAUAAAUCAAGAAAUGUGUAAUGAAUUUUGACGUUUUUGCCAAGGAUUUUUUUUGUAUUUUUUUUUUUACAUCUUGCUAAGGUGUUUGGUGCAAUAUUUCAAAAGUUAAAAGAUGUGCAUGAAAAAGUCAGUGGACUGCAGACAGUAUUGAGACAGCUGCUGCUGGCUGCGCGCAGGACUGAUUUCUGAGAACAUGUCUACAACUUCAUCAUCAGCAAGCUGUCGAGCUAUCGUAAAUAAAGCACAAGCUGCUACACAGUGUUUAUCAGUGCCCAAAAUCACUAGCUAGAUAAGUUCCAUCUCUGUGUAUGUCAAUGAAGCUCGUUAGUAGUAGCAAGCAGGCACAUAGAGCCGGCAGGCCACGUUAGCUAAAUCAGCUUAUCAAGCCGCUGGAGAGUGGUGACGUGACGUGCUUCGGUGCCGUUUCGUUUUUUACAACUUUCUCACUAUCUAUUACCACAGUGUGGGUCUGGCAGUCUGUUUAUCUGGCAGUGUUUCAUAGGGAAUCACGUUACAAAACAGGUCGGGGCUGGACACAAGACGCUCGAGAAUGGGUUUUAAUAUUGACAAGUGGCAGUUGAGAUGCAAGUGCGCAUCAUCUCAAUUUAUUUUUCCCCAAAACACUUGCAGACACUAUGAAACACAUCAGAAAACAGCCACUCUUUAAAGGGCUUUGGGGCCAAGUGUUCUUUCAACAUAACAUUGCUGAUGUCUUGUCUUAUGUGAACGAGUCCGAGUCCGAGUCCGAGGCGCUGCAUAAUGGACAGAGUUGUCUCACUGUCUGGAGGUUCACUGCUAUGAUUGGAUAGAGUGCAAUCAGCGCAGCUGAUUCUCCGUGCAUUCUCCCUAGGUGUUACCAUCCCGUGUUAGUGGGAAAGUGGGCAUGUAAUCCAAACCAAACGCUCAUGUAAUUUGUGACAACCUCAGUUACACAAAUCUCACAAAAUUCAGUUUUGGAAUAUACUGACCCAAAUUAUUCUACUUACACUUUUUAAUCAAGUGGCACUGGAAUAAAUGUUUCUGAAUAAUAUGGAUGCCGCACAGAGAAGUCGUUUGUUGCGUUCAGUUGCCCUUUGAGGUUAGGAUUGGGGGAGGGGAAGCUGAUCCUGAUCUGGGGGAAACCCCGGAGCGUCUCAUUCCUUAAUAAAUGGUCCAUCCCCAGAAUAGAAAAUGCAAAAUACAAAGGUUGAUGUUUCUGAAAAUAUUUGUGCUGUACAUGAAUGAAUGAAAGUAGAAUUUAUGAGUAAUUUCAAGAAACCAUUUAGGAACAAUAGAGGGGUUCCAUGCGUUGUUUUUGUUCUACCAGUAUUGCUUGUCAUUUUCUACCUGCUAGAUUCAGUGGUACAACGUGUAAUGGUUGAAUAAUAAUUUGGAAGAUUUAUCAGAAAAUAUCCAAUUGUAUUGUCCCCCAAAAAAUGAGGUAAUAGAAUUUAUUUGACAUUGAUGCAAGGUUUUACAACAAAAUAUAUAAUAAAAAAAACUCAUAACUA
Salvelinus sp. IW2-2015 is the source of this 7265-nucleotide messenger RNA. NCBI's taxonomy places the organism in Eukaryota, Metazoa, Chordata, Actinopteri, Salmoniformes, Salmonidae. The record is from RefSeq and is a predicted model, not a curated record.